AUGACAGUAACACAUUAUAAAUUUGAUGAUGAAGCAUUAGAAGAGUCACAAUUGAAAUCUGAAAUAGAACUUUGGAAAGAGAAAUGGAACAGAAUAAAAAGUAAAGAUGGAGUGGUUCUUACUGAUGCAUUAACAUCUAUGGACCAGUGUAAUGAAAUAUUAUAUCCAAAUAUUAAAAAAACACUAAAUUGUAUUGCUUGCUUGCCUGUUUCUGUAGCUUCUGCUGAGCGUAGUUUCUCAACAUUAAGAAGAUAA
Molecule: messenger RNA, 255 nt
Organism: Macrosiphum euphorbiae (potato aphid)
Lineage: Eukaryota; Metazoa; Arthropoda; Insecta; Hemiptera; Aphididae
Source: the annotation of a GenBank genome assembly